UCCGCUCUUGUCAGAACUCAGAAGGUGAGAGGAGAGGGAUUUUCAUCGUACAGAAAGAUUAAUAUUCAUAUUGUACGGCAGUGACACGAAAAGUUAAAUAAUAAUUUCAACAUGAAAAUAUAUAUAUAGCCUAUCAUAUCUUGCUGAACUUCAAGACUUUGAAAUUUACCAGCUCCGGACCACCUUUUCAGGAAGCGGACCAGAAAAGUACUUUACUUCCGUUAGUUUUACCUCUGUUUGACCAAGACGCCAACUGCUUCUCACUGUUCCUGGUGGAUUCGUUCGCGAGUUGGUCAUAAAAAGCGAGUGGACAACUGGAGGUCAAAAUCUACGGGGGUGAGGAUAUGGAGGCAUUUGAACCGAUGUCGGUAAUGGAUUUUCAGACGAUUCUGUUGAAAGUCGAGCAAUCUUUAAACAGGGAGGAUGUGGAGGCUUUGGUAUUUCUUUGCGCGGACCUUCUAGAAAAAGAUGUGUGCUGUAUCACUACCGGGCGGGAUCUUUUCACUCAUUUGCAAGAACUUGAUUUUCUGGCCCCAGAGCGACCAUUCCUUCUCGCAGAGCUGCUUCGCGUGUCCAAACGCAAUGGACUGCUCCGCCAGGUGGGUCUCCAUGACUUGCAAACGGAAGGACUUGUGUCUUCCUACAGAAAGCUGCUGUUCGACUUGUCUGAAAACAUAACUGCAGUUAAUUUGAAGGACAUCAAGUUCCUGCUGUACCAAACUCUACCCAGGAGAAAACUGGAGGAUGACAUGACAAUGCUAAAUCUCCUACUGGAAAUGGAGAAAGAAGAUCAUUUGAGUGAAACAAACCUGGACAUGCUAGAAAAAAUAAUUGGGCCAGUCUGCCCCAACUUGAAAAGAAAGAUAAACCAGUAUAAGGAACAAAAUGCAACAAUGAAUAGAGGAUAUGGAUAUGUUCAGGAGCAUGAUCAUCCAUGUGCUCACCUUUUCAAACAGCCAGAUGCCCCAACUGAGGAAUCCAGUGCUCUGUCCUCACAACUAUCCGCCUCUGUAUCUCUAGCGACUCCAGAUGCCUCCACAGAGGGUGUGUCGCUCAGUGAGUUUAGCAGCAGUGGGAAAACCGAUUCCCCUUAUUCCUCAGUGCAAAGCCACAAUGUAUUUUUUACUUCCUCAUGUGAAAAGAUGAACCAUAGUGCUGCAGACACUUCUCUGGGAAAAACACAGGAAAUAGAAGCAUAUGUGAUGCAUGAGGGCAGGACCAGAGGAGUUUGCUUGAUUAUUAACAACUUUGACUUCUCACAAUCCAUAUAUAAAAACCGCGAAGGAACAGACAUGGAUGAACGGUGCUUGGUGAAAGUGUUUCAGUGGCUGGGCUUUAAGACACGAACAGAACGAGACUGCAGCCUGGAGAAAAUACAGAGUUUGCUAUCCCAGCUCAGCCAGGAAGACCACACCAACAUGGACUGCCUGGUCUGCUGCGUGCUGAGUCACGGCGAGCUGGGCUCAGUGUGCGGGGUCGAUGGGCUCACGCUGCCAGUCAGAGACCUCACACAGCCCUUCUCGGGGAUGCACUGUGCUUCUCUGCGGGAUAAGCCCAAGCUGUUCUUCAUCCAGGCAUGCCAGGGGAAGAAGGAACAGCUGCCGGUGCUCAUCCAGUCCGACGGCCACGGCUCCACCGAGCCUGACCUCGCCACCGACGCGGUCGCGCUCCAGGACACCAUCCCCGCCGAGGCAGACUUCUUACUGGGCAUGGCCACCGUGCCGGAAUUCGCCUCCUUCAGACACAGGACGGAGGGAAGCUGGUUCAUCCAGUCUCUGUGUGAGAACCUUGUACUCCUGGUUCCCAGUGGGUACGACUUGCUCUCCAUCCUGACAAAGGUCAACAAUCAUGUUAGCGGAAAGACGGCCAGAAUCGACAACAAGAACAAGAAACAGAUGCCACAACCUGCAUUCUCCCUUCGGAAGAGGGUUGUCUUCCCAGUGCCAAAGCAACCACCACCCAAGUUAAAGUAGCAAGCCACAGCAUGAGCCAAACACACUCCCUCAAUGUCACACCAUGAAAGGAGUAUGACAUGACAGAACUUCAUCUGUUACAUACAUUUAAAAAAAAUAGUUGGGAGUAUUUUUAUGUUGUUAUUUUACAAUGAGAUGGAAAUAUUUUCUUAGGAGCCGUGGUGGCGCAACAGGCAAAGAUGUAGCGUACUUGUGGUUGCAGUUCAUUGCAGUUGCACACCGAGGCCUGAGGUUCGAUUCCCGGUCCUGCCAAAAGCCAAGUUUGGCCGGCUCAAGUGGAGAGGCACAAUUGGCUUCCUGCUCCAGAGGGACUUAUAUGACAGAUCUAUAUUUUAUAUUUGUGAAAUUGUCCUGAAAUCAGUUUUGCUGUUUUGAUUCAAUGAAAUAUCCUUCUUCCGUAUUAUUUCCACAAACAGCUCACACUGCCUUAUGACGGUAUCCUGUGCCUUUACUUGCUCUUACCUGAAAUUCUGAUUGUCCAUUUUCUUCUUAACGAGAACCUCUUCAGCAUCUAUUUUUAUGCACUUCUUAAAGCGUCAUUUUAUUACCAUAUUUAUCAGAAAAUAAUUUAUUUCCAGCAUUGUUAAUUAUGUAUUUCCUAAUUAGCAUUAUACAAAAUCUAUAUUUACCUGAUAAUAUAGAUUUAUAUUUUUACAUUUUAUAUUUGGGAAAUUGUCCAGCAUCUAUUUUUCUGCACUUCUUACAGUAUGUGAUUUUAAUAAAAUAAGUAUGUCUUGUUGAA
Molecule: messenger RNA, 2715 nt
Organism: Conger conger (European conger)
Lineage: Eukaryota; Metazoa; Chordata; Actinopteri; Anguilliformes; Congridae
Gene: casp10
Product: caspase 10, apoptosis-related cysteine peptidase
Exons: 11
Coding region: 345-1973 (542 amino acids)
Biological process (GO): proteolysis; negative regulation of extrinsic apoptotic signaling pathway via death domain receptors
Molecular function (GO): cysteine-type endopeptidase activity; protein binding
Source: RefSeq, a predicted model, not a curated record